AUGGGAAACACAGAUGCGGGUAAAAUAGGCAUAUAUUAUAACAAGUUCCGAGUAUCCAAGGAACAAAAACGAGACCCUGACUAUCUGGCGGAGUCAAUAUCUCCUUACUCGUGCAAUCGAUGCAAAAGAAUUAAGAAAAAGUGCUCGAAAACAAUACCAACCUGCGAUAAUUGUUUCAAGGCAGAAACCAAUUGUGAGUACCUGAAGAGAAAGAAACGAAACUCCACGACUUUUGGGCUAAAUAUGGAACUAAAUUCUGAAAUUAAUAACGUUUUUGGUCAAUCUGAGACUGAGAAUGACUUCCAUACUGAUCUAGGAAUGGAUAUCCCCAUGACGAACAGUGACCCUAAUCCUGAGAUGUAUAAGUCCCCAACUCCUGGAUUCUUCAGGAGAAUUCUAGAGCAACCACUAGAGUCAUCCGGUUAUGAUACGCCACAAAAGGAUCUUUUUCUUUCAAUUAUUGGAUACUCUCCAACCAUUCUGGACGACGGAAGGGAGUCAAUUUACCAAGUAAGCAAGUCUCUAGCACUCAAAUUUGUGGAGGCGUAUUUCAAGCACAACCAUCGAUCGUAUCCCUUCAUUAAAAAGUCACAAUUCAUCAGUCAAAUCGAGAGCAAUGAGUACAUCAGCGACGAAGUAAAUACAGUGGCUCAAUUCGAGCUAUACAUGGUGAUGGCUAUUGGAUGUACUACAUUGACUAGAGUUGGACUCUUGUCGAAAGAGGACAACUUUAGCAAAAGCUUUUCCUCGAAAUCUAUUCAGUUUCUAUCUAGAAACAAAUCAUAUGACGAUUUCGACCGGCUCCGAAUGUUGAUACUAUUGUGCAUUUAUUCGUUUUUCGAGCCUAAUGGACUACAUUCAUGGACUUUGUCUGGUACUGUUUCCAGAAUAGCACUUUCUUUGGGUCUCAAUCGGCAAGUUAGGGGCCCCAUGGAUCAUGUGGAACGAGAAAUGAGACAUCGUCUUUUUUGGAGCGUUUACAAUUUGGAUAGGCUCUUAUCGAUAAGCUUUGGCAAACCGUUGGCUAUUGACGAGGAUGAUAUAGAGAUUCCUUUGCCAAGUAAAUUGGAAGAUGAAGAAUACGGAACAAUGAAAAUAAUGCAAUCGAUGAUACAUUUAAGGAGAAUAGAGGGAAAGAUCAUAAAGAAGGUAUAUUCAUACAAAGCAGGACAGAAAGAUCCCGAAACCAAGGAACUCAUUGUUACAAAUAUCAUCAACGAAUUGGAUCGCUGGUAUGAAGCUUGUCCUAUCCAGUUCAAAACGGACAAAAAGUUAUUUUCGUUUUACACUUCAAAUGCAUGGUAUUCUGCGAGAUACUAUCAUUGCUUGAUGCUCUUACACCGCCCUUCCUUUUUAUUGCCCAAGACCUCCCCGCAAAGAAUAGAGAUUUUGGGCAAGGUAAGUCUUCAAUCGGUACUUUACACUCACAUUUUGUUCAACGAAAAGCUACUUCCGCUCAACUGGAUCACCCUAUACCGAUUUCUAACCAUCUGUUCGAGCAUUUUAUUUUGUUUGUGCAACUGGAGCGUUGAUUUGAUAGACUCAAAGACCGAAAUUAACAUUUGUGCUGAGAUACUCGAAGCCUUCAGCGAAAAAUGGGUGAUUGCAAAAAAGUGUGCUCAGGUAUUUCGUACAAUUUGCGAUAACAUUCUUGAGAUAAGUCUUAGUGCAGACGGACCAGAAAUUACCGAAAUGGCUAAUCUAUUCCGUGAGUUGAUGGGCGUUGCCAGUGCCUACUACGACAUAUUGGAUACGAACUCGGCAAAGUUGCCAAUUACCACCCUCAUAGACAACGAUUUUCUGUAA
Meyerozyma guilliermondii ATCC 6260 is the source of this 1806-nucleotide messenger RNA. RefSeq names its product Stb5p (gene STB5). The record is from RefSeq and is a predicted model, not a curated record. Bases 1 to 1806 code for a protein of 601 amino acids. Lineage: Eukaryota; Fungi; Ascomycota; Pichiomycetes; Serinales; Debaryomycetaceae. Gene Ontology annotation, molecular function: DNA-binding transcription factor activity, RNA polymerase II-specific; zinc ion binding; sequence-specific DNA binding. Gene Ontology annotation, biological process: DNA-templated transcription; positive regulation of transcription by RNA polymerase II. The transcript has a single exon.